UAUAAGAAUGGUAGAUGGGAGUGGGGUCUGACCGCAAAGUGUCUACUGUUUAAGAGAAAAGGACUUCUCCCUCCCUCUCUCUUUCUCCCUCUCUCUCUCUCCCUCUCUCUCUCUCUUUCACUGGCUCCCUCUCUCCGGCUGCAGCGCCAGCAGGCUCCCUGCCUCUGUGGAUCACUACUGCUGAGAGGGAAAAAAAGAGGGAGAGAAAUGACACAACUUGCAUCUCUCUAGGGACAAAAAAAAAAAAACAAGAGGAAGAAAAAGUCACAAAAAGAAGCUUCGGCAACGAUUUGAAGUUUUUCAAAUAGUCCUCAGAGUGCCACGUUGUAGAUAAAGAAGUGAGCAUCAUUACAGACAAUAAGUUCUUAAGCUCCAUCCGAAACCGAAAAAGUUCCACUUUCUACACUACUUUUGACUGAAUCAAGCUUCAGAGUGAGUGCGUCAUCAUGGGGAUGCGAGGCCUACUCCUGGCCUGUGUAACUAUGGCCAUUAUAUUGGAUCUCUCCAUGGCUGGCCUGCUGAGGAAAGUGAUCAGGCACAGACGAGAGUCUUUAACAUCACCCAAACCCGAGAACAUGACCCUACCUAAUCCAGACCAACCAGUGGUCUUUAACCAUGUGUACAACAUCAAUGUCCCUACUGGAUCGUUGUGCUCUGUGGACCUAGAUUCGCCUGGGGGUGCGGCAAUGAAACCCAAGCCUCUUCCAUCUGAGCAGCACAUUGAGCACACUGUGGAUGGAGAAAACCAGAUAGUGUUCACGCACAGAAUUAACAUACCCAAGCAGGCGUGUGGGUGUGAUAACCACAUGCCAGACCUUAAAGAUCUCCUAAACAGGCUGGAGAUGCUGGAAGCUGAAGUGUCCAGUCUGAGGGAGCAGUGUACCAGUGGGGCAGGCUGCUGUGGAGCUCAAGUUACAGGUGAGCUCACUACCAAGCCAUAUUGCAGUGGUCGUGGCAACUAUAGUACUGAAACCUGUGGGUGUGUGUGCGAGCCUGGCUGGAAAGGGCCCAACUGCUCAGAGUCAGAAUGCCCUGGUUUCUGCCAAGAUCAAGGUCGAUGUGUGAAUGGGAAGUGCAUCUGUUUUGAGGGCUUUGGGGGAGAGGACUGCGGAAUUGAGCUGUGUCCGGUGGAUUGCGGUGAAUAUGGCCAGUGCAUUGAUGGGGCUUGCGUAUGUGCGGAAGGUUACAUGGGUGAGGACUGCUCCAUGACCGACUGCUUAAACAACUGCCUGGGUAGGGGGCGCUGUGUGGAUGGUGAGUGCUUGUGCAAUGAGCCUUGGACAGGCUUUGACUGCUCAGAACUUAUAUGUCCCAAUGACUGUUUUGACCGUGGUCGUUGCAUCAAUGGGACCUGCUACUGUGAUGUGGGCUUCACAGGCGAGGACUGUGGUGAGCUCACCUGCCCAGAUAAUUGUAACAAUAAAGGUAUUUGUGUUAAUGGGCAAUGUGUCUGCAAUUUUGGUUUUAGCGGAGAAGACUGCUCUAUACAUACAUGUCCAAAGGACUGCAGUAAAAAAGGCCACUGUUUCAAUGGGAGAUGUAUCUGUGAUCCUGGAUUCCAAGGUGAGGACUGUAGCAUCCUCUCCUGCCCUGACAAUUGUAAUGACAGGGGAACAUGCCUAAACGGGCAAUGCAUUUGUGAUCCUGGAUACGAGGGUGAUGAUUGCUCUGAGCUCUCCUGUCCUAACGACUGUCAUAACCGUGGACGCUGCAUUGAGGGAAAAUGCAUUUGCAAGCAAGGCUUUACAGGAGAGGACUGUAGCAUCAAGACCUGCCCCAAUGACUGCCAUGACCAUGGUGAGUGUGUGGAUGGCAUAUGUGUCUGUCACGUUGGCUUCACCGGUAGAGACUGCAGUGAGUUAACGUGUCCCAACAACUGUCACAAUCAGGGACGCUGUGUGAAUGGCCAAUGUGUGUGCAGUGAAGGAUUCACUGGGGAAGACUGCAGUGAGAAAACAUGUCCCAACAACUGUCACAACCGAGGACUCUGUGUGAAUGGCCAAUGUGUGUGCAGUGAAGGAUUCACUGGGGAAGACUGCAGUGAGAAAACAUGUCCCAACAACUGUCACAACCGAGGACUCUGUGUGAAUGGCCAAUGUGUGUGCAAUGAGGGAUUCACUGGGGAAGACUGCAGUGAGAAAACAUGUCCCAACAACUGUCACAACCGAGGACGCUGUGUGAAUGGUCAUUGUGUGUGCAAUGAGGGAUUCACUGGGGAAGACUGCGGUGAGUUGACAUGUCUUAACAAUUGUCACAAUCAGGGACGCUGUGUGAAUGGCCAAUGUGUGUGCAAUGAGGGAUUCACUGGAGAAGACUGCAGUGAGAAAACAUGUCCCAACAACUGUCAUGACCAAGGACUCUGUGUGAAUGGCCUGUGUGUGUGCAAUGAAGGAUUUACUGGGGAAGACUGCAGUGAAAAAACAUGUCCCAACAACUGUCACAAUCGUGGACGCUGUGUGAAUGGCCAAUGUGUGUGCAAUGAAGGAUUCACUGGGGAAGACUGCGGUGAGUUGACAUGUCUUAACAACUGUCACAAUCAGGGACGCUGUGUGAAUGGCCAAUGUGUGUGCAAUGAAGGAUUUACUGGGGAAGACUGCAGUGAAAAAACAUGUCCCAACAACUGUCAUGACCAAGGACUCUGUGUGAAUGGCCUGUGUGUGUGCAGUGAUGGAUUCACUGGGGAAGACUGCAGUGAAAAAACAUGUCCCAACAACUGUCAUGACCAAGGACUCUGUGUGAAUGGUCAAUGUGUGUGCAGUGAUGGAUUCACUGGGGAAGACUGCAGUGAAAAAACAUGUCCCAACAACUGUCACAAUCGUGGACGCUGUGUAAAUGGUCAAUGUGUGUGCAAAGAAGGAUUCACUGGGGAAGACUGCAGUGAGUUGACAUGUCUUAACAACUGUCACAACCGAGGACUCUGUGUGAAUGGUCAAUGUGUGUGCAGUGAAGGGUUCACUGGGGAAGACUGCGGUGAAAAAACAUGUCCCAACAACUGCCUAGAUCGUGGGUAUUGUGACAAUGGAGAGUGUAUGUGCUAUGAAGGUUACACUGGUGUCGACUGCUCAGAGAUGACUUGCCCAGGAAACUGCAAUGAGAAAGGCCGCUGCUUGAAUGGCAUGUGUAUCUGUGAGUUGGGAUUCACUGGUGAAGACUGCUCUGAAAUUUCCCCACCAACGGACUUGGUUGUGACUCAAGUCACCCCAGAGACAGUGGAUCUGACCUGGGUCAAUGAGGUGCAGGUGACCGAGUACCUAAUCACCUACAUGCCUACUGCUCCUGGUGGUCUGGAGCUAGAUAUGAGAGUACCUGGUGAAAAACGUUCUGCUACUAUUAAGGAGCUUGAGCCUGGUGUGGAAUACUUAAUCAGUGUCUAUGCUGUUCUAAAUAAUAAGAUGAGCAUUCCUGUAAGCGCCAGAGUAGCAACACAUCUUCCGCAGCCUGAAGGCCUUAAGUUUAAAACCGUGAGAGAGACAUCAGUAGAAGUUCAGUGGGAUCCUCUUAAUGUCCCCUUUGAUGGGUGGAACCUCAUCUUCAGAAACACAAAAGAAGAGAAUGGGGAGAUUUCGAAUCCCUUGUCUCCACCCGAGACCACGUUUGAACAAUCUGGUCUGGGCCCUGGACAGGAGUAUGAGGUUAAACUUGAGGUGGUGAAGAACAACACUCAUGGACCCCCAGCAAAUGCGAAUGUGGUUACAAUGAUCGAUGCUCCUAGCCAGGUGGAUGUCCGUGACGUUUCAGACACUACUGCACUGAUCACCUGGUUCCAGCCCAUAGCUCAUGUGGAUAGCAUCUCUAUGUCUUAUGUCCCCACCAGCGGCUCAUCAGACAGCCACACAGUAGAGCUUUCAUCAGUUGACACCCAGUACCACCUUGCUGAACUCUACCCAGAUACGGAAUACAGUGUGUCUCUCAUGGCCCGCCGAGGGGAAAUGACCAGUAUACCCGUCGCUGAGACCUUCACCACAGACCUAGACGCACCAUCAAACCUGCGGGCGAUAGAUCAGACAGAAGACAGCAUUACACUGGAAUGGAAGAACAGCCAAGCCAACGUUCCUAGCUACCGCAUCAAAUACGGACCACUGUCAGGAGGAGAACACGGAGAGUUAACCUUUCCGUCAGGCAUUCAGGACAUCACUAAAGCCAAGAUUUCAGGUCUUAGACCAGGGACAGAGUACGGCAUGGGAGUGACUGCAAUCAAAGAUGAGAAGGAAAGUGCCCCUACCACCACCAAUGCCGUCACGGACCUUGAUGCUCCAAAGGAUCUGGAGGUGAGCGAGACCUCAGAAACCACAAUGGUGCUGAUCUGGAGGAGACCUGUGGCUAAAAUCGAUGUCUACAAGCUUGUGCUGGUGUCCGCCGACGGCCACAGGGCCGAGUUUGAAGUUCCCGACAGUGUCAGCACCUACAUGCUGAGGAACCUGAACCCUGGCAUGCUGUACACCAUCACCCUGACUGCAGAGCGGGGGAGGAAAAAGAGCAUGCCUGCCAGCAUUCAGGCAUCUACAGACAACGAAAAGCCCCUGUUGGGCAACAUCACCAUCUCCGCGGUAUCCUGGGACGGCUUCAAUAUAUCCUGGGAGCUGAAGAGGGGUGAUCUUGAAGGCUUUCUGAUCGAGGUGGCUGACCCUGCCGGUCUCUCCAAGGGCCAGAACCACACUCUUUCAGGACUGGAGCACAACUUGGCCAUCACUGAUCUCUCUCCUAGCACUUUCUACAGGGUCACUCUUUACGGCCAGUACAAAGGAGGUCUCUUAGAGCCAGUGUUUGGGGAAGCUUUAACAGAGGCAGAACCUGAGCUGGAGCAUCUUUUCGUCACCAACAACAAGCCGGACGGUUUUACGCUGCAGUGGACGGCUCCAGAAGAAAUCUUUGAAAUGUUUAUGAUCCAAAUCACUGAUGGAUCUGGAAAGGAAAGGCAGAUGAGUGUAUCAGGAGACAAGAGAACAGAAGUGAUCUCUGGCCUCGAUGAGGCUACAGAGUAUAAAAUUAAGCUCUUUGGGACAAUUGCAGGACGGAACUUCAAGCCCAUUUCAGGGAAAGCUCUAACAGGUCUGGGCAAACUGAAGGGUGUUCGCUUCUCUGAUGUCACCGAUACCUCGGCCACCGUUCACUGGACUGUCCCUCAUUACCGCGUCGACAGCUACCGUGUCACCUAUGUGCCCAUUCAUGGAGGCACUCCCUUGACAGUCACUGUGGAUGGAAGUGCGUCCCACACCGUUCUACCCAACCUGACCCCUGCAAUGACUUACCGAGUAAACGUCGUUUCGGUGAAGGGGCUGGAGGAGAGUGAGCCAUCGUCUGAUACGUUUACAACAGGUCUGGGCAAACCCAAAGGUAUCCGUCUCUCUGAUAUCACCGACACCUCUGCCAAUGUGCACUGGACUGUCCCUCACUACCACGUUGACAGCUACCGAGUCACCUACGCACCCGUUCAUGAAGGCACUCCUAUAACAGUCACAGUGGGCGGAGGCGAGUCCCAGACCGUCCUCCACAACCUGACACCCGGGGUGACCUACGGAGUGAGCGUCAUAUCAGUGAAGGGUCUGGAGGAGAGUGAGCCAGCCUCUGAAUCAUUUAAAACAGGUCUGAGCAAACCAAAGGGUAUUCGCUUCUCUGAUAUCACCGAUUCGUCCGCCAACGUCCACUGGACUGUCCCACGUUACCACAUCGACAGCUACAAAGUCACCUAUGCACCUGCUCACGGAGGCAGUUCCAUAACAGUCUCAGUGGACGGAAGUGAAUCCCACACCCUUCUGCCUAACCUGACACCCGCGGUGACCUACGACGUGAGCGUCAUCUCAGUUAAGGGUCUGGAGGAGAGUGAGCCAGCAUUAGAUUCAUUUACGACAGGUCUGGGUACACCAAAAGGUAUUCGAUUCUCUGAUGUCACCGAUACGUCUGCCACCGUUCACUGGACUAUACCUCGAUACCGCGUCGACAGUUACAGAGUGACCUACGUGCCCAUUCAUGGAGGAAGACCUAUGAUGAUAACAGUGGACGGAGGCCAGUCCCAGACUCUUCUGCCCAACCUGACACCGGGGGUGACCUACCAAGUGAGCGUCAUAUCAGUGAAGGGUCGGGAGGAGAGUGAGCCAGCGUCUGAUACAGUUACAACAGCUUUGGACAAGCCUCAUGGUUUGGUGGCAGUCAAUAUCACGGAUACCACGGCGCUGUUGCACUGGCAGCCUACCAUCGCCACGGUGGACGGAUACGUGAUCAUCUACAGUGCAGAAUCAAUUCCCCCAAUAACAGAGCGAGUUUCUGGAAACAUUGUGGAGUUUGAGAUGAGCUCUCUCUACCCUGGUACUGAGUACACUGCUAAAGUCUAUGCAGUGAAAGAGGCUGCCAAGAGCGCUGCCACCACCACACAGUUUACUACUGAUGUUGAUUCUCCCCAAGACCUGGAAGCCAGUAACAUCCAGACUGAGAGCGCCACACUGACAUGGAGGGCACCACAAGCCCAAAUCACAGGCUACAUCCUCACCUAUGAGUCCGCUGACGGUAUAGUCCGGGAGGUCAUCCUCAGCCCCACAUCCACGUCAUACAACAUGAAUCAGCUAAGUGCCUCCACCGAGUACACAGCGCGCCUGCAGGCCAUCUCCGGCCCCCUGAGAAGCCACAUCAUCUCCACUGUUUUUACCACCAUUGGAAUUCUCUAUAGACACCCUAAAGACUGCUCCCAGGCUCUGCUGAACGGCGACACCACCUCGGGCCUUUACACGAUAUACAUGCGUGGGGACGAGAGCCAGCCCUUGCAGGUCUACUGUGAUAUGACGACAGACGGAGGCGGCUGGAUUGUGUUUGUCAGGAGGCAGAGUGGUAAAGUGGAUUUCUUCCGUAACUGGAGGAACUACACUGCAGGAUUCGGGGAUAUGAAUGAUGAAUUCUGGCUCGGCCUGUCGAACCUGCAUAAGAUCACCUCCCUUGGUCAAUACGAGCUGCGAGUGGAUCUCAGUGAUAAGGGCGAGCAUGCAUAUGCUCAAUACGACAAGUUCUCAGUGUCUGAGCCACGUAGUCGCUAUAAGGUGCACGUAGGGGGCUACAGCGGCACGGCAGGUGAUUCAAUGACAUACCACAACGGCCGUCCUUUCUCGACUUAUGAUCACGAUAAUGACAUAGCAGUUACCAACUGUGCCCUCUCAUACAAGGGAGCUUUCUGGUAUAAGAACUGCCACCGGGUCAAUAUCAUGGGACGAUACGGAGACAACAGUCACAGCAAAGGUGUGAAUUGGUUCCACUGGAAGGGUCACGAGCACUCCAUUGAGUUUGCCGAGAUGAAGAUCAGACCGUCCAACUUCAGAAACUUUGAGGGAAGAAGAAAACGAUCGUAAAAAAAAAACAACAAACAAGGCUAAAUAAUGAAGAGAGAAAAAAAACGCCCUCCUUUCUGCCAUUCUGCCCUUACUAAAUCAGUUCAACCUUUUUCAGCUACCAAAGCAGAAGUUUAGCCGUACACUAUGUUCCCUGUCUUUCUCCAUUUCACUUUUGCUUCCUUCAUUUAAUAAUCCAGAUAUAACCCGACGUCUAUGUGUCCUCAUUCCAGGCAAGAACCCACCAUUGAUCUCGUGAGGCGCCAAUAGCUUAAGUGCUGGUCCACAGCUUCACUCAUACACUGUCUAUACAUGAAACAUUGACAGUCUCUUACACUUAAAGACACACACACACACACACACACACACACACACCAAAGACCCAAAUAAAGUAAAAUUAUUGUCUAGCAAAUCUUUUAGAAAGCACACUGGUGGGAGGGGUAGCUCUGAAAAGCUUUUCAGUUUCCAAGAUUAAAAAUUCUGUAUCCCAUCUGGCCAUGGUAAUUCAAGUAUGGUUUGCGUUCCAACUAGGGGUAGAAUAUAUGUGUGUGUGUAUGUGUGAUCUCUUUUUUUAUGUUUGGUGCUUCAUCAUUGCUUUAAAACACCCCACAAUUAACCAUCAUCAAGUCGUUUAAACCCAUUUUGUAAAUAUUAGCCUUGGUGUGACGCAUCCUUUUACCCCCAUCGUUUCAGCUAAUCAGACAAGACGAAUGUUAUCAUGUAGCACGUUGCACUGCAACAGACAUACCGUAUACAAGUCUCUGUUUUCAGACCUACAGACACAGCUCCAUUAUCGUCCCAGCACAUAAUGUGGUGUGUGUGUAUGUGUGCGUAUGUGUGUCAUUUUUUUAACCUAUUGCAUGCUAUGUUGAAAUGACCAGUGCUGAAAUUUUUUACCUUGAUGACCUGGAGUUCAUUUCACACUGAUGAUUUUGGAGCGUGCUGCCACUUGGACACACAGAGACAAGUUUCGUUUGAUUUUUAGCAACCGUGUGUGCUCAGAAGUAAAGGCAGGACCUAUAUCAGUACGCCGCUGAUGUAAGUAAGUUCAAGACCACACAGGCAGAUUAUGAUAAUGAGUAGGAAAAUGAACGAGAGCCAUAAGGUUAAUGUCGUGCAGCAGAUGAAUACUCAAGAAAGGCCACUUUCAUUUUGUAAUCAACAUUGUACAUUUAUAUAAAAGGUAUUGUACACAAAAUGAAUUAAUAUACAGAUUGAGUCCCUGUGUCUACAACCCCCAUACCCGCCAUCCCCCACCCGCCCCGCCCCACUACGACCAUGCCACCUUCCCUUUACGCCCCUCCCCUGACCCUAACCCUAACUUUUUUCCUGCUAUAGACUAAACCACUGACCCUAUAAAAUACCUGUGUAAAUUAAAGUCUCUUGUUUGGUAUUUGAAUAUGAUUUGUUUGUUCGUUUGUUCGUUUUUUUUUUUAAUUGGGUGAACAACGGGUGUUUCUCUGUAACCCAUAUUACAAUAAAAUGGAUUUUGUUUU
Messenger RNA from Clarias gariepinus (North African catfish), 8806 nucleotides. It is a transcript of the gene tncb, whose product is annotated as tenascin Cb. Bases 447 to 7331 code for a protein of 2294 amino acids. The transcript has 29 exons. Gene Ontology annotation, molecular function: protein binding. The record is from RefSeq and is a predicted model, not a curated record. Lineage: Eukaryota; Metazoa; Chordata; Actinopteri; Siluriformes; Clariidae.